AUGUUAGAAGUCCUCAAGGGAUUCAAGUAUGAAUCUCUAUCUGAGGGGAAGUUUUCGCCGUCCAGAAUCUUCUCACAGAUAGUAAUACUACAAUUGGUUUAUUACGUGAUUGCUUUUAUAUUGUUCUACUUCACCGCUUCGUUGGCAGGAUUUCAAUUCUCUUUACAAUGGAUCUUUUCAUGGGAACUGGUCACGUCUGGAAACACGCUGGGCUGGACGCUAUUUUUUCUCUGGCUAUUCGAUUCACUCCUUUGUGUUGUUUUCAUGAUGUGGAUCGUGGGAAGAAGUAAACUGGCGUGGGACUUUGCCAUAACAAUACAUCUGAUCAACUUUUUGGUGUGUUGGCUCUAUUCCGGAAGAAUUCCCGCUUCUGUCUUAUGGUGGUUCUUGCAACUCUUAAGCUCAACAAUUUUAGUAAGUCUGGGCACUUGGUCUACCCGUUGGCAAGAGUUGAGGGACACCUUUUUUGAAGGUUUAAUCGAGCCUGGGGCUACGUCAGGAGAAAGGGACCCUGAACUGGGCAUUUCCACAGAAUUAACGGACCUGCCUCCGAAAUAA
Komagataella phaffii GS115 is the source of this 558-nucleotide messenger RNA. RefSeq lists its product as uncharacterized. Lineage: Eukaryota; Fungi; Ascomycota; Pichiomycetes; Pichiales; Pichiaceae. The transcript has a single exon. The record is from RefSeq and is a predicted model, not a curated record. Gene Ontology annotation, cellular component: trans-Golgi network; Golgi membrane. Gene Ontology annotation, biological process: Golgi to endosome transport; protein localization to Golgi apparatus; Golgi to plasma membrane protein transport. The coding region runs from base 1 to 558 and encodes 185 amino acids.